AUGAAGGUAUUUGCAGCUAAGGUUGAGGAGGGGAGGGAGGGAAAAGAUGGGAAACCUUCUGUUGGUCCCGUGUAUCGUAAUCUACUAUCGAAAAAUGAAUAUCCUCCUCUUGAUCGCGAUGUGAACACAUCUUGGGAUCUUUUCAGUUUUAAUUUAAAGCUAGAUCUUAAGGUGGAAGCCAAGGCUAGUUUUUCCGUGAAGAAGUAUCCUGGAAAUAAAAUGCUUGGACGGCGUGAGUUUGUUGAUGGGAAGGUGGGGCCUUAUGUCUGGAAAACUUACAAGGAAGUCUAUGAAGAAGUUUUGCAAAUUGGCUCUGCAUUACGGGCAUCCGGUGCUGAAACUGGCUACCGAGUUGGGAUUUAUGGAUCAAACUGUCCUCAAUGGAUUGAGGCAAUGGAGGCUUGCAAUGCCCAGAGUUUAGUCUGCGUGCCUCUAUACGAUACCAUUGGUCCUCGUGCUGUAAAUUUUAUUAUAGAUCAUGCAGAGAUUGAUUAUGUUUUUGUCCAAGAUAAAAAAGUGAAAGAAUUGCUAAAUCCUGAUUGCAUAUCUGCUCAGCGGCUUAAAACAAUUGUUUGCUUCACUUCUUUGACCGAGGAAGAGAAGAAUACGGCAGCCCAGAUGGGGAUAAAAUCAUACUCUUGGGAAGAGUAUCUAUGCAUGGGAAAAGAGAAUCCGUCGGAGAUAUUGCCGCCUCAGCCUUUUAACAUAUGCUCAAUUAUGUACACAAGUGGCACCAGUGGAGAUCCCAAAGGUGUUGUGCUACUGCAUGAAACAGUUGCAGCUUUUAUAAGAGGCAUUGAUCUAUUUAUGGAACAAUUUGAAGACAAGAUGACACCUGAUGAUGUGUAUCUAUCUUUCCUGCCACUUGCUCACGUCCUUGAUCGCAUGAUUGAGGAAUACUUUUUCCGGAAAGGUGCUUCUGUUGGCUAUUAUCAUGGGGAUUUGAAUGCAUUGAGGGAUGAUUUGAUGGAAUUGAAGCCAACAUGUAUAAAGAAGGCAGUACAAGAACUCCGUCCCCUACGCAGGAAAAUAUUUGAGGCUUUGUAUAGAUACAAGCUUGGUUGGAUGAAUGGGGGUUACAAACAGAAAUAUGCAUCGCCGUUGGCCGAUCUGUUGGCCUUCAGGAAGGUCAAAGCUAGGUUAGGUGGCCGACUUCGACUAAUAAUAUGCGGAGGAGCAUCCUUGAGCACUGAGGUGGAAGAAUUCUUGAGGGUUACUUGCUGUGCCUUCGUAGUCCAAGGCUAUGGGUUGACAGAAAGCUGUGGACCAGCCACUAUGGGCUUUCCGGAUGAAAUGUGCAUGCUGGGUACAGUUGGGUCUCCAGCCGUAUACAAUGAGCUGCGCCUGGAGGAGGUUCCGGAGAUGGGAUACAAUCCGCUAGGUAAUUCUCCUUGUGGUGAGAUAUGUCUCCGAGGGAAGACUCUUUUUUCUGGGUAUUACAAGAAUCCAGAACUGACAAGAGAAUGCAUGAAAGAUGGAUGGUUUCAUACAGGAGACAUAGGAGAAAUUCUUCCAAACGGGGUUGGGGAAUAUAUUGCUCUGGAGUAUUUGGAAAAUGUGUAUAGCAACACUCCAAUUGUUGAAGACAUUUGGGUCUACGGAGACAGCUUCAAGUCGAUGCUAGUUGCAGUGGUCGUGCUUCAUGAAGUAAACACAAAAAACUGGGCGUUCUUGCAUGGUCACAUGGGUUCAUUCACUGAGCUUUGCUCUCUCCAUCAGCUACAGAAAUUCGUCCUCUCAGAGCUAAAGACUACAGCUGAAAGAAACAAGUUGAAAGGUUUUGAACAUAUCAAAGGAGUGAUACUGGAGCCCUGCCCCUUCGACAUUGAAAGGGAUCUGGUGACUGCAACAUUGAAGAAGAAAAGAAACAAGUUGGUUAGCUACUAUAAGGUGGAGAUUGAUGAACUUUAUCGAAAACUGGCUGAAGAACGAGUAUGA
Messenger RNA from Dovyalis caffra, 1938 nucleotides. NCBI's taxonomy places the organism in Eukaryota, Viridiplantae, Streptophyta, Magnoliopsida, Malpighiales, Salicaceae. The record is from the annotation of a GenBank genome assembly.